This is a messenger RNA of Ictalurus furcatus (blue catfish), 3007 nucleotides long. It is a transcript of the gene tradd, whose product is annotated as tnfrsf1a-associated via death domain. Bases 524 to 1252 code for a protein of 242 amino acids. Gene Ontology annotation, biological process: positive regulation of canonical NF-kappaB signal transduction; extrinsic apoptotic signaling pathway. Gene Ontology annotation, cellular component: tumor necrosis factor receptor superfamily complex. The record is from RefSeq and is a predicted model, not a curated record. The transcript is spliced from 5 exons. Gene Ontology annotation, molecular function: transmembrane receptor protein tyrosine kinase adaptor activity. NCBI's taxonomy places the organism in Eukaryota, Metazoa, Chordata, Actinopteri, Siluriformes, Ictaluridae.
GGACGUGUUGCCGUAGCUAGCAUAAAAGGCUAAGGCUGAGUCUACUUUUUUUCCUGUAUUUAUGAGCACGACGCCCAGAAACCUUCGACCAAUCAAAUUUACGCACACGGACGUUUUACCCAAUCGGAAUUCACGAAGUGAUGACGUAGCCGCGUUCCCACACUGACCAACUUAGGCACUGUGUUUUGUCCGACUUUUAAAACAACUUCUUUACUCCAGAGCGUUGCUGUUUUUAUUCGGAAAAGGCCCUUUCCAUCGGCGUAAGUCGGCUGUGAGCAGUGUGGCGAAUCGGGCGUGGUCAGGGUGCGUGGUGUUGUUCCUGCGCUGCUGUGGUCCAGAACCUGAUCUUCUGUCCUUCUACAAAGACCAGCAGGAGAAGUUCAGUGUCUUCAAGACCAUUAAACUCACUCUGUCAGCAGCAGAUGCUUAUGAAAUAUAUAUCUUUUUUAAAAACCCGCUUCUCUAACGAUUACCACGGACAAGAAUUUCGGCGUCACUAACGCAGGCGAGUAUUUCAGCAGUAAUGACGCCAUGCUGUGGAUCAGAUGUUGCAGGUGGACUCGAUGGUUAUGAAAUCCUCAAGCUUCAUGACGCUGAUCCGUUCCUGGGAGUGGAGCUGAAGUUCAUGGACAUCAGUCCCUGUAGGCGUUUCCUGGACAGCUACUCGUGCGGCUCGCUGCUUCAGUUCCUGUCCCAGCAUGCAUCACGCCUGCUCUCCAUUCCUGACGGUGUGAGCGUGGAGGCCAUGCUCAAGGCAGGAACAUACACCUUGGACCACAGCCUUCAAGAUCAAGAACGCUGUCUACAGCUCAUAUACCAGUCUCAGCCCGUGCGUUUGCGGGAUGACGAGGUCACGCAGCUCGAGCAGCAGCUACAGAACAGCUAUAUCCCCCCCAUCCCAACACAGAAGGAAGUGCCCAAGAACUGCUUCCUGUUCCAGAAACGGCUCUUCGACGACAGGCCUCUGACGCCCGCAGAUCAGCAGUGCUUCGCUUCUCACGUGGGCCGCGAUUGGAAGCGAGUGGGUCGAGCGUUACAGAAGAACUGCCGGGCGCUGAAGGGGACGGCCAUCGACAAUCUCGCUUACGAGUAUGAGAGGGAGGGGCUUUACGAACAGGCCUAUCAGCUACUCAGACGCUUCAUCGAAUCAGAGGGCCGGAACGCCAGGCUGGGGCGUCUCAUCAGCGCGCUGGAGGAUGCCAAGCUGAUCAACAUGGCCGAGAUCAUGUUGGACAUUCAGCCCAGAGAGUGAGGGACUCAAACUGCGUGCGUGUGCAUGUGUGCGUGCGUGCGUGCGUGCGUGCGUGUGUGUGUGUGUGUGUGUGUGUGUGUCUAACUGGGUCUGGUACCUAAAGCUGUAGAGUUUUUUAGUUUAUAGCUUCAUAUAACAUUUUUUAAAAUGCAGCAUCAUCCAUUUAGGUAAAAGUAUAUAAGAUUAGAUUAAGACAGCGGCAGCGUUGAAAACAUCCUGGUGCUAGUUAUAUAGCUUUCACUCCUGUUGAAUCUGAAUCGGAGUGAAACUGAUUCAUUUGAUUCGUUUGGUUUGGUUUGCCUAAAAAAAAAACCAGCAACCUUGUUUGAGAUGUGUAGAGAACUGAAAACGCUCGCAUAAAACGGUUUCAUUCUUUGCUCUGAAAAACAAUGCGGGGGGGGACAGGAAAAGCAAAUCUUUUACCAAAUAAGGGCGUGUAGAAAUCACAGAAAUGACCCGAGCACGGAGAACACGGAGCCAGCCCUGCAUGAAUGAUUAUAUGAUUAUGUAAGGUCUAAAGUGUUGUAAUUUUGUGUGUCGUAUCCAACUUCUCAAAUUCACAGGACUCAGGGCAUUUCAAGCAGCAUGUUUGAUUCACUUUCCACAGGUGAGUCGAUUCAGAGUCGAUUCACUUUCUCACCGGAGUUCACGAGCGCUCGGAUGCUCUCGGGCCCGAGUGUGAUCGCGGUGAGUGUUCUCCCCUGACCUAAAGAACCGCACCGAACACACCAGGGUUCCGUUCAGACUCACUAAACAUUGUGUAUGUGAAGCGUGCUUAACGCUGACGAGAGCUUCGAAGAACGAACAAAUCCAGAGUCGCAGCAGGUCAUCAAUCCUUUUCUCUUUUUUUUUUUUUUCUUUCCUUUUUGCAUUCAGAAUUUUCAACUAUAUCAUGAAGAGCUGCACUUGUUCCUGUGUGUGUGUGUGUGUGUGUGUUCACGUCAGGAGCAAGACCAAGAGCCAGUGUUCUACAUUCGGAACCGAGAACUUUUUAUUUUUUAUGUGCAAUCCAGAAACGUGGAGCAAACGUUGGCGAGCCCAUUCCUGUCUGCUGCGAGUCCGUGUUUAUCGCUCUGUAUCUGCCUGGUCUUUAAUACGGAACCGAUUUCCUGCGGUAUCGGAUCAACCGUGUAUAAAUGAAAUUUUCCGUAUGAAUCGGUCUGUUUCAGCCAGUUAUUCGUGUAAGGAUUAGAUUGCAUGCUUGCUUGUUUUGGUACACGGGAAGCAGAAGGAUGUUUAGAAUCGUAAAUGCUUUUGUAUUAUUUACUCGAUUGAUUGUCUAGCCAUGUCAAGAAUUAUAACGAGCGACCAAACGAACAAAGUGUAGAACAAAGAGCCUUUAAAAAAAUCCAGAGGUGCCAAUAAUUGUCACGUACACGGGAAAUAACGUAAUGGUCCAAUUUGUCACUGAGCAAAUAUUUGGGAAGGUUUUCUUCAUUCAGUUCCGUGAACGUUCGGUGAAAAUCUCGGAUGUUGUUUCCUGCAGGCUGCACUGAAUUGUGGGAAAAAUGGACCCGAUGCCAAUAUGAUUCAUUAUGAAUGCAAAAGAUUAUUCGAUAAAAUGUAUUAAUAAAUAAUAACAAUGGUAAUAAUGAUAAUUUUAUGAAUAAUACAAGAGACAACUACAUCCUUGACGUGUGUGUUUGAGGAAUUUAAAGGGUUAUUUGUUUUUUCUCAUGACCGUGAAUGUCUCUCACUGCUCUAUAUGAAGAAUUUUUCCUCUCAAAUAAAUCUUUUCAUGUUUGUAGAACAACA